UUCCAUGCCAUUUGCUUUGCUUCUGUUGGGAGGGAGGAAGGGUUUAUGGCGAUCUAGAGGAAGAAUGUGAGUGAUCUUGGAGCUAGGGCGAGCGAUCCCGGAGCGCCAAGGAGGAAUCUUGGAGUAAGUCUUUGCUGGAUUGGUUUGAUCCAGAAAUAGGUCGCGGGAGGAGGAGGAUCAUAUUUGGCGCAGGCCGGGCGCCGAAAAGCUCUGCGAGGAUCAUCGAUCUCGAGGAAAGAGAGCGAAAUCUCGCAAAAAGAAUGCCUCCUCGGUCGUGCUCCAACCCGCAAGAAGUGUUUUCGGUGCGCCGGAUCAACGCGCCCGGCAGCAAGAACACGCACAGGGUCCUCCCCAAGAUGAUCGACGCCGGCGCCGCCCCGAUCGUCUACAAGAUCCCGCCGGCGGCGCUGAUCCAUCAUCUCCCGGGCGCGGCCACCGCGGCGGCAUCCAGCAGCGAUCACAAUCUUGCAAGAUCCAAGAAAUUCUCGCUGGCAUCGUCGAGCUCCUCGGCGAAUCUGGGCGGCACGAGCAGUGACAGGAGCCCCCAGCGCAGCAAGAAGGGGUGUAUGAAAGGCAAGGGCGGUCCACAAAACUCCCAGUGCCAGUAUCGCGGCGUCCGGCAAAGAACUUGGGGGAAAUGGGUCGCGGAGAUUCGAGAGCCCAAUCGAGGAGCGAGGAUUUGGCUGGGGACUUUCACCACCGCCGAGGACGCCGCUGCUGCCUACGAUCGCGCCGCGAAGAUCCACUAUGGCCCAUCCGCCCAGCUCAAUUUCCCCGAGUCGGGAUCCAACUCCGGGUGUAGCACUAGCAGCUCCGCGGCAUCCGAUCAAACAGGAGUAGCAGUGGCGGCAGUGCCAGGAAUUCACGCUGCUCCAGCGAAGAAGCUUUGCAUCGAGAAGCCCAACAAGUCGAGCGAUUCGAGCUCGUCGACGAGCUGCGUGGUGGAAGCGAAGAACACUGGGAGUGCUUUGAGCAUCGCCACCAACACCAGCAAGAACAAUGGUGGCACUAGCAGGAUCGUGCCGAGCUCGCUGGUGGAGGAACCCAGCGAGAACAGAGCGAUCCUCAAGCGCUGCCGAGAGGACAAGCUCGCGAUCCAGAUGAAUUGCUCCAGCUGCUGCGACGUCGAUCACAGGCAAAUGAUCACCCAGCCGGAGAUCUUUAGCUCAGAUUUCUCCGCGGAGCUGCCAGCGCUGGGUGGUGGGCUGACGAUCAUGGAGCAAGGGGACGAUUUCAAGUGCCAGUCGAUGAUCUGGGACGAGGGCGAUUGUGGUGGGAAUAGCUUCAGCGUGAGCGAUCUGGGGAUUUGCUGCGACCAGGACGAUGACCUCUCGGAGAUCAACAAAUCUUUCUCGGGGCUGGAGGCCGUGUUCUUGGAUCAAUUGUCUCAGCCCAUUGGAAACUAAAAGAGGAAGAAAAGGAGCAAAAAAAAGAAUGGUUUUUAAACUUUUGU
Molecule: messenger RNA, 1453 nt
Organism: Selaginella moellendorffii
Lineage: Eukaryota; Viridiplantae; Streptophyta; Lycopodiopsida; Selaginellales; Selaginellaceae
Product: dehydration-responsive element-binding protein 2F-like
Exons: 1
Coding region: 261-1406 (381 amino acids)
Biological process (GO): regulation of DNA-templated transcription
Molecular function (GO): DNA binding; DNA-binding transcription factor activity
Source: RefSeq, a predicted model, not a curated record